AUGGUGUGGAAAAAAAAGGAUCAAAAUUGCUUUGGAAAAGUGCAUAAAAACGCCACAACAAGCACAACCACCGCCCCAACCACACCCUUACAGACCAAAUUGAGCCACAUUGCAGUCCGAACCAUUCCCCGUGACCGGUUAGCCAUGACUACGGCACAGCACGUGACAGUUACCAUUUGCCCAACCUACGUCGGUCUUAUACCACACUAUUUACGUCAAAACACCGUGCAGGAAACCAUGUGGAAACCAUUAGGCAAACCACAUGUGAAAUGCUGUGCGAUUCGUGGGAAGUGUUAUUUUGACGACAUGUGCUUUUCUAUGGUAUCUGAGAGAGCCCCAUCUCUGCAGAAAGAAUCCUUUGGUGAAUUGUGGUGA
Molecule: messenger RNA, 375 nt
Organism: Kluyveromyces lactis
Lineage: Eukaryota; Fungi; Ascomycota; Saccharomycetes; Saccharomycetales; Saccharomycetaceae
Exons: 1
Coding region: 1-375 (124 amino acids)
Source: RefSeq, a predicted model, not a curated record